Molecule: messenger RNA, 2344 nt
Organism: Mya arenaria
Lineage: Eukaryota; Metazoa; Mollusca; Bivalvia; Myida; Myidae
Product: mucolipin-3-like
Exons: 14
Coding region: 9-2063 (684 amino acids)
Cellular component (GO): plasma membrane; lysosomal membrane
Molecular function (GO): NAADP-sensitive calcium-release channel activity
Source: RefSeq, a predicted model, not a curated record
GCAACUCGAUGUCCGUUGAGGAAUUACCUGGGCACUUUAUUGAGAUGACUUCUUCCGGUAAGUUUCCAAGGGAAGAUCAGGACAGUGAAGAUGGAGAUUCUGCAGCCUUACAUAAACGUCCGCUUACAAGGCAUCCAGCGCACAUUGGAGACGAGGAAGAAGACAACGAAGAAGUACUAGUUCAAAAUACUCCGGAUAGCGAUUACACCAAGCAGACGAAAAAACUCCAGCGGGAACUCAAGUGGUAUUUCUACACCGCUAUCAAGUUCAAGAACAACCAAUGCUUCCUUCAUAUCGUUUAUCUGGCCAUUUUCGUCGCUCAAGUUAUAAAGGUCUCCACGAUCACAACACAGAUAUUCAAAUUUGGCAAUGACCGGAGCAACUUUAAUUCCGUUGUGAACAGAGGACACAUCGCUUUGAGGCAUCUUUUUCUUAAAGAUUGGGAUGCAACUUGGGAGACGUUGCCAUAUCCACCGUCCCGUGGGGAGUUUGCCCUCUACGUCGUGGAUGAUCUGACAGACGCCAUCAAUUUUGCCGUUAAAAGCUACUUCAACGCAGAGAAGGAUGCAAUCGGCUAUUAUGUCCGAUUGCCUGCAGAUACCAUGGUGGGAAACAUUGAAUAUUUCGACUUCCCAGGCUUCUCUGACGACCAAGUCAAAUUUGGCAUUCACAUUCACGAGAGAAGCUUCGAGAUACGGAACGGUCUAACAGAAACUGUCGAUUCUAAGACUGGGGAGAUUUCGUACGACUACAGCAUUCUGAGAGAGUUUGAACACUUAAACCUCACUCAGCCAAUUAAGAAGAUGUUGUUGACCACACUGUCGUUUCAACUUCACUCCGUUCGUGUCUAUGAGAAGGAUGUUAAAGCCCGAUGCCUGAGGAUUAAUGGGAAGAUAUCAUUUCAAGACAUGGAUAACAACGGACAAGUGAAUCUGGAGUUGGACACACUGACGACUCGAAUCAAGUGUGCCGAAAUGAACUUCACAUCAGUCAUUGAUCAAGCGUUAGACGAGGCAUCCUCUGCAGUGGGCGGGGCGGUUAUUGCUUUGACAGUCUUAUCUUUGUUGAUAACUGUAGCGGCUGUGACUUGCGGAAUUGUGCUGUAUUGGCGGACUAAGGCGUACAUGAGGAAAUAUUUCAAGCAGUUUUACAAACCUGCAGUGCAGACAGAAAAUGAUUUACCAUGGAGGGAAUACGCAAAAUUCUUCCGUCUUUGGGACAUUCUUGUUUUCGUUGGGGACAUACUUACCCUUUAUGGCACGAUUUGGAUCGUGUUUAGCGGCGAGUCCAAUAGCUGGGUGUUAGCCACCCUUGACGCAUUCACAGUCUGGCUGGGAGUGGGCUGUUUGCUAUCCUGGUUGUGUCUUCUACGCUACUUUGACUUUAACUUCAAGUUCCAUUUGCUGUUUAGCACACUGUAUCGGGCGUUCUGGGAUGUGAUGGCCUAUCUGCUCUGUAUUGUUGUCAUGUCGAUGGGGUUUUGGGUCUGUGGAUAUAUUGUACUGGCGCCUUACCACGUAAAGUUUAAAUCUCCCCAAACCGCUGCGGAAUCUCUAUUUACACUUGCCACUGGUGAUGAGCUGUUUGCAACCCUUGGGUAUCUAGAAACAAAGAAAAGUGGCCAUAGCAUGAUAUUUUGGUUCUCCAGAAUCUACAUUGGCAUUUACGUAGCUAUAUUCACCGUACUUGUCAUCAAUUUGCUCGUUGCAAUAUUCAUGGGCGCCUACGAUGAAAUAAAUAAACAUUAUACAACAUCGCCUGAGGAGCGCAACCUUGGACCAAUGGAGAAAGCCCUGAGGAAGUUUUUGAAGACAAACACAGGAAAAAGCAAUCUGCGGACAUCGAUAUAUGACCUCCUGCGUGACGAAAACCGCCGAACCGCGGGCGAAAUGUCUCUAAAAAGAGAGCUCUCAAAACUGGUGAGAAUAUCGAGGACGAAGAAAACCGUGGUGUUGUUUAAGCCUACUACACUGCAAGCUUUCUUAGAUGAGGGUGAUGACGUUGGUCGUGCCAUGAACUGCGGCUGUUUCAAGUGCGUGUUUGUGCUGCUUAGAAAUAACUGAACAGCUACACGUAAGCUGGUACAUGUACAUAUGAUCAUUUAUAAAUAGGAUGUGGCAUUUUUGACAAAGACAUUUUUUAAUUGAUAAGAGUAGCAUAUCCUGUAUCCUUUACCACCAGGAUGGCGGUGUUCCUUUUUAUUGAGUGAUGUCACUAAAGUAGAGGUUUACAUAAUGUAUUCUGUGUGUCUUGAGCUUGUUCUUUAUCGCCUUCAUGUAAGCCUCAUUGCUUAGCAAUUUGCCUUUAUUAUUUGUACAUUGAUAUUUUAAUCGUCAUAAAGAAC